AUGGCACAAAGAGUACAUUAUCGUAAACAUAAUCACUAUAACACAAAAUCAAAUAAAGUAAGACCAGUUAGAACUCCAGGGGGAAAAUUAACUGUUCAUGUUGUAAAGAAAAAGGCAGGUAAACCAAAAUGUGCAGACUGUAAAACAGCCAUUCAGGGGGUAAAAGCCUUAAGGCCAGCAGACAAUCGUAGAGCUAGAAAAAAAAACAGAACAGUGUCAAGGGCAUAUGGUGGUUCAAUAUGUGCUAAGUGCAUAAGAGAAAGAAUCAUGAGAGCUUUUUUAUUUGAAGAACAAAAAUGUGUUAGACAAGUUUUAAAAGAAAAAAAGAAACAAGAAAAAAAAGUGAAAAAGGUUAAAAAGGAAAAGAAAAAAACAGCUACCAAAGGCACAAAAAAAACCAGUAAUAAGAAAGGGAAAAAACCUGCAGAUAGUAAAAAAAAAGGGAGAUAA
Molecule: messenger RNA, 450 nt
Organism: Plasmodium malariae
Lineage: Eukaryota; Apicomplexa; Aconoidasida; Haemosporida; Plasmodiidae
Gene: RPL34
Product: 60S ribosomal protein L34, putative
Exons: 2
Coding region: 1-450 (149 amino acids)
Biological process (GO): ribosome biogenesis; translation
Cellular component (GO): cytosolic large ribosomal subunit; ribosome
Molecular function (GO): structural constituent of ribosome
Source: RefSeq, a predicted model, not a curated record